AUGAUUGUGUUCAGUGGACCGACAGUUGCUCCGAGCCGAAGCGUCCUGGAAUGGUCACGCUUGGGGAAUCCUUCGCAAGAAUCUUUGUGGGUCGUCGAUCAUCCGGAGAGGGCAAUCAAGCCGGUUGAAUUGGCCAAACAAAAACAAGUGAAUUUGUCUGAUUUAGCAAAUAUCACCAUCGAGAUAUUAUGUCGGCUGCAAUUGCUCUAUCAUACCAACAAAACCGAUGGCGAAUGGGUUUGGGAAUUGUCCGAUGUCAACAUCAGCGAUAUUGUCGACGUACUCGGACUCGAUGGCUAUGUGGCACUCAGUGACGUCAUUGUGCUUCCCGUAUGGUUUAAAGUAUCGAUGACGGUGCUGUUUGUCGGGUGUUUGAUUUGGGCCAGUAUCAGCAAUGUGCGCAUGCUCGUCGCCAUUGGCAUUCGCAGAUCGUCGUGGUCGAAAACCAAUGUCCUUAUUGGAGCUCUAGCUCUAAGUGACUUGUUGACUGUCAGCAGCACUACACCGACAGAAAUAUCUUCCGUUAUUCAUGAUUUAAAUAUUUGGGAUUUUGGACGGCUCGGUUGUGUCAGCUUCCCGUUUUUGCAAAGCGCCGCCAUCUUGAGUAAUGCACUCAUUUUGUGUCUGAUUGCAUAUGACCGUUACGUUUGCGUGGUCAAGAUGCAACCACAUACAAUGAAAGCCAAACCUGGUUGGCCUAUCGUGGGCUGCAUCAUAGCUGUUUGGAUCGUUUCGAUUGGAAUCGCUUUACCUUCCUUCUGGAUAUGGCGCAUUUACUAUUUCAUCUUAGUUGAUGACAUUCCUGACCCUGAAAUUGGAAUGGAUUUUUGCAGCGUCUUUCCUUCUUGCAACAACAACACUAAAUUGGGUCCGAAAAUCUACCCCGCCUAUCAUGUCAUGUUGUGCGGAGCCAUUUUCGUUCCAUUAUUUCUACUCUUUGUGGUACUUUAUGGACGAAUCGGCCAUUUUCUUUGGGUUCGCUCGCCAAUUGGAACAGGGGAUUCCUCCAACCUCCAUCUUGCCAGGAAGAAACGGAUAGCAUGGGCACUUUUCUGGCUCGUGUUCUGGUUCUUCUUUUGUCGAAUGCCCAACUGGAUUUUUGUUAUGGUUACGAUGUUCGUAGACGAAGAAAACACUAGCGGAUUGUCGAUGCUUAAAAGCACACUGGUAUUCCUUUCGGUAUUGAAUACUGUUGUCAAUCCAUGGCUCUAUUCUCAGCUCAACGAACCACUGAAAAAAACUAUGAGUAACUGCAGCGAAAAGCUAUGUGGACAAAUCCGCAAUUUGUCUUGCUGUGGGACUGAAAGGAAAGUGGGUCUCUGUGAUGAACAACAACAGGAUCAUUUGGCACAACAACUGGAACGCCGUGGUUCUCAUCAUCUAGUUCAACCCAUAGUCCUAAUGGAAGAACCGGGCAUCAUACGCCCUCAAGCCAAUGAGUUAGCCAUCUUUACCGUCCACAAAUUGGUCCAUGCUGAGGUGACGCAGUCGACCUCUAAGAACGGCAAUAAAACCCGCCAAACUUUUUUGGAAUGACAAUUUUUCGUUCCGAAUUAUUUUUACCAGUUAUUAUUUUUUAAAUUAACCUUAUUUUAUAUAUAUGAAAAUUCUUUUUCGUAAAUGUAAUCUCUGAUGAAUUUUAAAUAAAUU
This is a messenger RNA of Daphnia magna, 1650 nucleotides long. Its product is annotated as QRFP-like peptide receptor. NCBI's taxonomy places the organism in Eukaryota, Metazoa, Arthropoda, Branchiopoda, Diplostraca, Daphniidae. The transcript has 7 exons. Gene Ontology annotation, biological process: neuropeptide signaling pathway. Gene Ontology annotation, molecular function: neuropeptide receptor activity. Gene Ontology annotation, cellular component: membrane. The coding region runs from base 1 to 1536 and encodes 511 amino acids. The record is from RefSeq and is a predicted model, not a curated record.